AUAUUGUGUACUGGCAUCGAAGCCAAAGAGAUGCCAUUUUGCUGGAGGGCACGGACAAGGCCGGUCAGUUGCGGCCAUGUUAAUGCGGGGCAGUCCCAUCUCUCUGCGGGGCGCGAAAGCAAGGUCCUGGAAGAGAGAAACAGUUAAAGAAAAAGGGCGCGGAUGGCGUCGGGGCGCCCCGAGGAGCUGUGGGAGGCGGUGGUGGGGGCUGCCGAGCGCUUCCGGGCCCGGACGGGCACGGAGCUGGUGCUGCUGACGGCUGCGCCCCCCCCGCCCCCUCGCCCGGGCCCCUGCGCCUAUGCAGCCCACGGUCGAGGGGCCCUGGCCGAGGCUGCCCGCCGCUGCCUCCACGACAUCGCCCUGGCCCACCGGGCUGCCGCCGCCGCCCGGCCCCCCGUGCCCCCGCCAGCACCGCAGCCGCCCAGCCCUGCACGGAGCCCACCCCGGCCUACCCUAGCCAGGGAGGAAGAUGAGGAGGACGAGGACGAGCCAACGGAGACAGAGACCUCUGGGGAGCGGCUGGGCGUCAGCGAUAAUGGAGGACUCUUUGUGAUGGACGAGGAUACCACGCUCCAGGACCUGCCCCCCUUCUGCGAGUCAGACCCUGAGAGCACGGAUGAUGGCAGCCUGAGCGAGGAGACCCCCGCUGGGCCCCCAGCCUACUCAGUGCCCCCGGCCUCAGCCCUGCCCACACAGCAGUACGCCAAGUCCCUGCCCGUGUCCGUGCCCGUCUGGGCCUUCAAGGAGAAGAGGACAGAAGCUCGGUCAUCCGAUGAGGAGAACGGGCCGCCCUCCUCGCCGGACCUGGACCGUAUCGCGGCGAGCAUGCGCGCGCUGGUGUUGCGGGAGGCCGAGGACACUCAGGUCUUCGGGGACCUGCCGCGGCCACGGCUCAACACCAGCGACUUCCAGAAGCUGAAGCGGAAAUACUGAGGCCCAGGGAGCUUCCCGGCCCGGCGUCCGCCCCACCCCCACACUACACCCCUGCCCCGCCCCCGGGGCCCGCCAAUCCGAGUCAGAUCCGG
Balaenoptera acutorostrata (minke whale) is the source of this 1025-nucleotide messenger RNA. RefSeq names its product AKT1 substrate 1 (gene AKT1S1). Bases 163 to 933 code for a protein of 256 amino acids. The record is from RefSeq and is a predicted model, not a curated record. Gene Ontology annotation, cellular component: cytoplasm. Lineage: Eukaryota; Metazoa; Chordata; Mammalia; Artiodactyla; Balaenopteridae. The transcript is spliced from 5 exons. Gene Ontology annotation, biological process: negative regulation of TOR signaling; neurotrophin TRK receptor signaling pathway; negative regulation of protein kinase activity.